Brienomyrus brachyistius is the source of this 3671-nucleotide messenger RNA. Its product is annotated as kelch repeat and BTB domain-containing protein 11-like. Lineage: Eukaryota; Metazoa; Chordata; Actinopteri; Osteoglossiformes; Mormyridae. The record is from RefSeq and is a predicted model, not a curated record. Gene Ontology annotation, molecular function: protein binding. Bases 564 to 1685 code for a protein of 373 amino acids. The transcript has a single exon.
AGCCCUCAUACAAUGGUGGCCAGUGGAGAGCCGUGGUUCUAAGGAAAACGUGUCCUGCAAUUUAAGUCCUACUUCCCGGGAUGUGCCACCUCCUCGUUGAAUGACCGUCUAAUAAUGCCGAGUCAGUGUGGGACUGGCGAUGCCAACGGCGCGGUGAAAGAGGAGGGGACCAGUGCGUCGGUGGCUAAUAAUAAGUCAGCGGGAGUGCAAGUGACAAAUGGGGUCGGGAAUUUGUUCAGUGCGCAUUACAGAUGUGAAUAGAGAGGACGCAUGAGUUGUUAGUACUGGCUUCCAAAGACUCAUGGACUACUGGGAAAGGGAAGCGGUGUUAUAAAUGCAUGGAACUGAACAGGGAAAGCGGAUUUGAGCGGUUUUAAGGAGGUUUAAGCAGUUUUGUUAUAGGGGAAUAAAUCCUUCAAAGCCCGGGACCCUGAUGCCGCUGCAGGGGUGAAAGGGAUGAGCUACGAGGCGUUAACGUUUGGGGUUCGGGAGUAGGGGUUCUGUUGUAGAGGUCACUGGCGAAAGUAAAAACCCUUCAGUUUCCGUGUGCGGUUCGAACAGGAAUGGAUGCCAGGACGGAUCAGAUCACGGCAGGGAACUGCUAUGUGAUUUUGACCAAAGCCAAAAAGCAAAGGCUAAAUGAAUUGCAGGAGGCGGCAUAUAAAUUCAUGAGUGACAAUUUCUUGGAAAUACUAAGAGAUCCAAAUGUUUACGGACGCCUGACUGGACACGAACGGGAUCUGAUCCUGAAAAAAAGAUUGGAAGGGCACCCGACUUUAAUGGUGGCCGAAAUAAACGACGCUUACGAGCGGGUUGGAAGUAGACCUCCGAGCCGGGACAGCAGUCGUCCUCAAAGUCCGUUGUCCAUAGUGUCCUGCGAAGAAAAUCGUAUGAUAUAUUAUUACAACGAGGCUGCCAAAGACUGGAAAUCACUCACUCAGAUGCCGGACCAGAUCAGCACGAAAGGCUGCGGCAUUUGCACCCUGUACAAUUAUUUAUUCGUGGCAGGUGGUAUAAGAAACGACAAAGGUAAGCAGUCCGAUAAGGUUUUCUGCUAUAAUCCAUCCACGGAUAGAUGGAGCGAAAUAAGACCAUUCAACCAGCCGCGAUCGCAGCUCAAACUAGUGUCCAUGGACGGAUACCUGUACGCCAUAGGCGGGGAGUGCCUGUUUAGCGUGGAGAAAUACGACCCUCGUACGGACAGAUGGGCUCCGGUGGCUCCUUUGCCAAAAGGGGCGUUUGCCGUGGCUCACGAAGCAACCACAUGCAACGGAGAGAUAUACGUGUCAGGGGGAUCUCUCUUUUACCGGUUGCUGAAAUACGACCCCAGGAGGGACGAGUGGCAGGAAUGCGCCUAUAAUAACAGCAGGAAGAAAUCCACGGACAUGGUGGCGUUUAAAAAUUACAUUUACAGGUUUGACAUUAACCGCGAUCGCGGCAUUAGCGUGUUCAGGUACAACACCGUGGUCAAAAUGUGGCACGAAGGCGCUGCCCUGCAGCAGAGCGAGCCGCCGCCUUUCCGCUGCGCCCUCAUCGGUAACUGCGUCUACUGUGUGAACCGCUGCCAAACUCUGCAGUGUCUGCUGGAGGAGGACGGUACCCGAUUCGUACAAGAUCCUCUGAAAGCCCCGCCAGGGACCAAGGGCGUCCUCCUGCCGUUUGUUCUAAUCUUACCCGAAAAGUGAAGCAAAGGGAUUCGCACAGCUAUAUGUGUUAGCAAGAAGACGCAAGCGCAUAGACACAAGCUGAUUAAAUGAACCCAUUUGUUAAGUGCAUUAUCGGUAUAUUAAGUUUGAAGUGCUUUAUUACAGUUGACGAAACAGGCGAUGUCUUCCUUUGCAUGCUGGACAGAAAAAUAUAAACACCUAUAUGCCUCUAGCCUAAAUAAGUAUUUUUUCCCCUCCGUGGUAAGGUACAAAUUGUGAGCAGUCCAACAACAGCAGCUUAUUAGCAUUUUCUUGUUGAUCUUUAUGAAAUUUUGCCAAUGUCUUUAAAUAUUGUGAAAAGAGAAGUUUACAGUGUUCAUACCAGAGCGUUAAAUGUGCUGUGGCGUAGAAAACGUGUCUGUGCAAGGCAGUACACAUCAAGAAAAGCAGCAAAGCAAAAAAAAUGUUUUAAAUGUCUUCUUGUUUGUACUUUCUGUAAUGUAAUCUUAAGGGAUGUAACAUGUAAUGCCUUGUGACUAAAGAUCGGAAGAGGAAGUGAUGCAUUUUGCACAAUUUAAGAAAGACCGCAGAGUAUUUCGUGCAUCUCGGUCACUGUGUUUUCUCUCGGCAAAGUAGAAUGUAGACAAAAAUGUUGUUAUAACGUUGAAUGUAUAUAGACAAAAAGCAAAAAACAGAGAAACAGCUGAGAUGUGUGAUAUAAUAUUCAGUAGGACGCUUUUGCCUCAGAAUGCUGUUCGGAGACUGUUUGAAAACUGUGACCAAAGGAAAAUCUCACUCUGGAGCUCGACACUACGGCAGCUGAGGUUUUCAAAGAUGCUGACUCACGCAGUGCCCUUCGUUUGAAAGGUUGCCAGUCCAACCGUUAUGCUAGAUUUUCUGCACACCUAUUCUAAGGACCGUUUCUUUGUUUUUAAGCCAUAUCUUAAAAACAAGAGAUUAUGCAAUAUCUCGAGUGAUACCUUGAGGACAGUUGCUGAAAUUCAAUGAUGCAAUUGAUGACUGUUACUGUGGGACCACCUUUACAAAUGUCAUGGGGGUUGGGACAUGAUUUGCAUGCAUUUCACCACACUGCUGCACUUCUCUGUAUGUCACCAUCAUCGUCAUCCGUACACCCCGCUCUUUUUGGAACAUUCUUCCACCCCACUGACCCCCAAGGAUGGCCAUUUUACAGUUUCAUCUGUUGCCUUUUUGCAUCACCUUCGAGCGGUAGUUGAAGCAAGUUAAUUUCCCAAUGCGUAUUCAUCUUUUGCCAACUUGCAAAAUACAUUCCCGUGCCUGUCUUCACUCUGUGUCGUUUUGCGAAAGUUCAUCUAGUCACACAGUCAGAAAAACACAUUUCAGCACAGUGUUCCUUCAUUGUAACCUCUCCAAUCCCUUUACGGAGCUGUUUGACUUCAUUGACACUUGCUGUCUUCACUCAUAUUUUUCUGUCUGUGUUCACUUACUUUUAUUUUUAACAGCAUUAAACAUUAUUGAUUCCAAGGCAUUCCAUGGUGAUGUCAUCUGGAAUACGGGCAGAAAACUUACCCCAGUGAUAUACACAUCUGUGCAGUGCCAUUCUCCUUGUUUUUUAGAGGCUUUUCUAUAGAUACUUUUCUAUAUGGUUAAUCAAGUCUGUGAUUUGCCAGUACCUUUGUCCUCAAAGCUGGCAGUUAAAUGCUGCAUUGUAACCUGCAUUCCAUAAUGAAUCGAGGGGAGUCUGAAAGAGCCCAUUUACACGGUUUGUUAGCGAAGCUGCUUUGCGAAUGGAGUCUGGACUUGGUUUUCACCUGUAGCUGAGCUGUUAGCUUUGCUGUCAGAGUGUAACACAGUCAACAGGAGUCACACACGUCCUGCUCUAAGCUGCGUUCUCGUUAAUAUGUGUUAAGUAUGUUUUAGUAUGGGUUAAGAUAACUAGCAAAAUACUAUGAUGAGUGAUAACUUACUGCUUGGCUUCUGUCAUUAAGUUCUGUAGCACUUACCACAUAUGACUGAAAUAAAAAUGUAUAAUUUUGGUUGAGGCUA